This is a messenger RNA of Colletotrichum orchidophilum, 1527 nucleotides long. RefSeq lists its product as uncharacterized. The record is from RefSeq and is a predicted model, not a curated record. Lineage: Eukaryota; Fungi; Ascomycota; Sordariomycetes; Glomerellales; Glomerellaceae. The transcript has 5 exons. The coding region runs from base 1 to 1527 and encodes 508 amino acids.
AUGGACCGACACAGCCUGCAGGUAGCCCUCGACGAUCCGGAGCACGGAACUGCCUUUACCGAAUGGGCCCGCCUUCACCUCGGCCCCGACAACCUACUGUCCAGAGAUGAGCUGGCCUUAUAUUCAGCCCUUGACAGAUCCGGUCAGAUCGACAAGCUGGUUGAAUCGCAUGACCUGGCUGCUGUUCAAGCUGUAGGCGAACGUGAGAUACAGACUGCCAUUGAAGAACUCAACCGAUCGACGGCCGCUAUCGUGAAGCAGACCGAGUCCUUGAAGCAGCAGCAGGAUGCCCUGUCGAAGCUAGUCAAGACUCAUACCAGGGUGGAGGAGGCCCGCUCCGAUCUCGUUUUCCAAAGAAACCAGAAACAUGAUGCUGAACGCAGAAAGAUGAUGACUACUGUCGAGGAGCUGUCUCAAAGUCUCGAGUACAAGGCGUCAGACCUCGAACAGCAGUCCAAGGUCUCUGGCAACGGCCUGCAUCAGACUUUGGAUAGCCUGCUUCACUCCGACGACAAGCUUCUGCUGAGUCUCCGCAAGCUGGGGCUGGAACUUGAGACCGAGGACCCCGAAGACCGGGAAAACGUUGAGAAACUUCGCGAGAUUUGCAUGAGGCUGAUCAAGUACACUGUUGAAACGGUGCGCACGAAGCUUGACCGACUCUAUCUCGAAGCGCUUAGCUCCGCUCAUCAAAACGGCGUGACAUCUCACCCUUCCGACGACGUCAAAACCUCGCAGGAGGAGCUCGAGUCUCUCUACGCCGAGAUCCUUCCCGUGGCUCAGAUGUCGGUCGAGCAGCAGCAUCUCGAACCCGCUCUCAAGUCCUUAUCGAGCAAGAACGGACAGUCUCUGAGCCGUUCUGCCGCUGCGGUUAUCUACAUCGACGAGUGCCUGGAUUACCUCCUAGACCACAUGGAACGUCUCUCUGCCCGCAUCGAAGCCUACCAAUCCCACCAAACCGCAACAGCAAGCUUCCUCACCACAGCCCGCUCAGAACUCUCCGCCCCGGCCGUGACGCCAAAGAAGAAGACGCCAACCCAGGAAUUCGUCUCCCCCGUCCGCCGCCGCAACACGAACCCCAGCGGAUCUCCAACUCGCAACGCCAAUCGCCGCCGCCGGUCCUCCGGCUUCGAUGAGCCACCUCUCGAAGCUCUCCUCCGCUCCCUCGCCAUCGCCUUCCCCGAAGACGUCACCGACGGCGCCGGACAGGCGGCCAUACUAUCCGCGACACUGGCCGAGCGGCAGGCAAAGGCCCGCGACGUAGCGCGCGACGCUCAAAGGACGCUUGAGGGUACAGCCGCAACGCAGCUUGCGGAUUCGAAGCUCGCGAUCCAGCUAUUGCGGGAUAGUUUGCUAGCCGAGAGCCCCUUUGGAGAUGUGCGGCUUGUGGAUGAGGGGAUUGAGGCUUCUAUUGCCGUGUUGGGACAGGAGGUUGAGAAGGUCAAGGAGAGGAUUGAGAGGGUCGAUGCUGGGAAGGCGAGGUUGAGGAGCGAGAGGAGGAGGGAGAUUCUGGAGCGAUGGGGGCGGUAG